This is a messenger RNA of Akanthomyces muscarius, 1461 nucleotides long. RefSeq lists its product as uncharacterized. The coding region runs from base 1 to 1461 and encodes 486 amino acids. The record is from RefSeq and is a predicted model, not a curated record. NCBI's taxonomy places the organism in Eukaryota, Fungi, Ascomycota, Sordariomycetes, Hypocreales, Cordycipitaceae. The transcript has 2 exons.
AUGUCUGUUCCACCUUCGCCAGGCCACCCCCAUGAUCUCAGCGACCAGGAUCGACACAACGAAAGCUUCUGCAACAGUAUUGAUGUCGUGUUGGUAGAACGCCUGGCUGCUCGUCAUAAUGGUGACAAGUUUUGUCGCAUAUCGUGUAUCGCAGCAAAUGGCUAUACAUUCUCGUGUUACAAGGUCGUCUUUCCAGACGACGGCGAGGAGUGGGUGGUUCGCAUCACCGUGCCGUCGCUGCUCGGAAACGAGUGGGAUGUUGUCCGGACUGAGGUUGCGACUACGAGAUAUCUUCAGCGCCACACCUCGAUUCCUGUUCCUACGGUCCGCGCUUACGGAACUGGCGAGCGCCUAACCUCGGAUCCGUUCAAGACGCAGUCAUGGAUCAUCAGCGACAGGCUCCGUGGCAAGCCUCUCACAAAUGAUCAUCUGUUCCUCAUGACCCGAGAGAAGCGCUUGCGAUGCUUCUCGCAGCUCGGGGACGUGCUUGCGCAACUGCAGGAGCUGACAUUUCCCAAGACGGGCUCGAUGUAUCCAGAUGAAUCGGACGACACAAAGGAACAGAUUGGCCCUUCCCUCUGCCGCGCGGACCAGAUCCUCGCCAUUCGAGAUGGCGUUGUACGAAGCCGGCCCACCUUCACCACGGCCUGGGAUUCGAUCGAGCAUCAUCUCAUGGCCACGAGGGGCCCCGCUGACCUGAGAGUUGCCCGCCGCAGCAACGAAGUUCAAGAUGAAAUUGCGCGUCAGGUUGUGGCAUUGGACGCUGUGAAUCGCCACGUCCGUGACGAGAACCAGUCCUUCUGGAGGGAGGACAGGGGAUUUUCUCUGAGCCACCCCAGCUUGAUAAGCGAUCGCAUCUUCGUCGAUGACGACGGCAAUAUACAAGGCAUCGUCCAAUGGGCCUUUACGGAAAUUUUGCCCCGCCAACUUUGCCACCCGCCGGAUUUGGUCUUGGGUACUUGCUCCACGCCAAGCGAGAGGCAGUUCAACGACGUCUGGAAAGAGUUUCUCGAGGCCAUUACUCCGGACCACUCCUACCACAAACACUUGCAGUACUACUUGGAUAACGAGAAGCAUAUAGGAUUCUCUUGCAUGCUGCGCUCUCCCACCUAUGCAGCCAUCAUUUACUUCUGGGACAAGGUAUAUGACGCGCAGCACCAGCAGCCCCCGAAGGAGAUGAUGACCGAGUUCUUCAGCAAGCCGGAGAACCAAGCCGAGCUGGACAGGCGGGUGGCGGAUCAAAAGCAGCAUUCGGACGACGUUAUUGUCAGACAGGCCUCCGCGAUGGAGCCGAAACUAGAGAAGGUCCGAAACUGGUUCAUGGCGGUCCAGGACUUAGUGAUUACUGCUUCAAAGUCCGGCAACUACAUACAUGAUCCUUUUUCGGUCUCGCCUGUCUUGUCUGCCCACUCUGGUGGCUCUCCCGUUCCGUCUCGGCGCUCCAGCAAGUCUGCCGAGUGA